AUGCCGGAUUUCACCCAGGUUGACUUCUACGACAAUAUCGGAAGUAGGAAAGGAAUGGAAUCCUCGUGUAAACAGGACGUCGUGGACAGAGGAAUGGAUGAUAAAGAUAAAGAGGCAGAAAUAAGCAAAGUGAUAUACCUGGUUUCAGCAAAUCACGUUUCGGGUGACGAAUUUUAUGGUUCUCAGGGGCAAGAAUAUCAAAAUGUCAAGGAAUUAAAUAAGAGCAGUGUAGUAGUUGAAUUAAGAAAAGAAAAUCUGCGAACGUUCCAGGAUGUGGAAAUUAUAAAACAAACUGUGAAAAAUGUCGUUGAACUGUGCCCAAGACAGAUAACUGUACAGGGUGUUGCAGAUAUGGAUGUAAUAAACGAAACAGCGGCGAAGCUGCAGGAUUUGAGAGUAGGUGAAGGAGAUAUUGACAUAAAAGAACAACCUGUCGAAGACGUACAUCUAGUGGCCUCUGAGAUACCUGAAGUGUUAGAGCAUGCACCAGAGAAAGACAACGAAAGUGGAGUUCCCAACAGACAAAAUCCCAGCGAUAAAACGGAUACAAUUGUGAAGAUUGAGGGGUUCAGACCAAAAUCCGGAAAAAAGCGUAGGAAAAGUGCGAGUAACGAGGGAUCGCUCAGUCGGUCUGUGUCGCAGUCAUUAAAUUCCACUCAAUUGUCAUGUGAAAAACUGCUGAAAGUUAGGGAAGCAGUGGAACGAGCUAUUAGGGAGCACAAGACAUUCACUGUGCAAGGAACAUUCCCAACAAUCCGUGAAGCCAUGAGACAACGAGGUUGGAUUGAGAAGGAGACAACUCGAAACAAAACCACCAUACAUUUGGAUGAUGCUUCAAUUCCAAGCAGUAUAUCACUUCUUGCCACCUUAACACAAACAGAUGGGAGGAAUACAGAGGCACUAUUCACAGCUCGACUUCUUCGUAAUGUCAAUGUCGACUUCCUGUGGACGAUGAGGAGUGAGCCCAUAGACUGGCAAGCAGUUCAGAGAAAACAAAUUGUCAACAGAUUUCCAAGAGCAUAUUUUACCACUAAGGUGGGGCUGUGUGCCUGUCUGCAGCACAUGCACUGGUUCUGUGAAAAUGAUGUAUCUCACAUCCUGUUUCCACGAUGCUACAAUGUGUGCCAGCCAGAUGAAUUAACAGCAUUCACACAUGAUUUUCGGAUCACGGCGUGUCUUGGUUUACUCAAAUGGCUAGUGAGUAAAUAUGAGAAACAGGGAGAAUCAUCUUUAAAGUCUGCAGAGGGGAAGAUUCCUUUUACAGCUGUGGAAUUUGCACUUAAACGUUGCCAAGAAUAUAUUGGUGUGCAGACUCAUGAGGAUAUAGACCAGCCAGAACCAAUUUCUAUAUGGGAUCACCAGUGGGAUCAAUUCCUCACUUGGUACUACUUGGCUGUUCAUGAAAACUUUCUCCUGUUAGAAUGCAGGACAGCAUCUGUUGUGGAUUUAUAUGAUUCAGCAAAACAUGUUCUUCUUGAUAUCAGGAAGUUCUGGCCUCAGAUAGAUCUUGAUGGUAUAAACAAUAUCUGGAUAGUUAAACCUAGCGCUCAGUCCCGUGGCAGAGGAAUUCAACUGAUAAACAAACUUGACACAGUGAUGGGAAAAGUAAACCCUGUAGCAAUGAAGGAGUCCAGAUAUGUGGUGCAGAAGUAUAUAGAACACCCUCUACUUAUUCAUGAUACAAAAUUUGAUAUUCGUCAGUGGUUUCUGGUCACAAGUGCCCAGCCACUAACCAUCUGGAUGUACAAAGAAAGUUACCUGCGUUUCUGUUCACAACCAUUUGACCUGAUGAAUAUGCAUGAAUCUGUCCAUCUAUGCAACAAUGCUGUGCAAUGCAAGUACAAGAAUGGAAAACGAAAUCCACUAUUACCUGAUGAAAAUAUGUGGGACUGCUACACAUUUCAGACAUACCUCAGAGGAAUAGGUCAUGCCGAUAUGUGGGAUAAAUGCAUCUACCCUGGCAUGCAACAAAGCAUCAUAUGUGCCUUGCUUGCAUCACAAGAAUAUAUGGAUAGACGGAGAAAUUGUUUCGAGCUGUUUGGAGCUGACUUCAUGCUGAGUGAAGAUUUCUCACCGUGGUUAAUUGAAAUUAACUCAUGUCCUUGUAUGCAGUCUACUACAAGUGUCACUGCCCGUAUGUGUUCACAAUGCCUUGAAGAUGUCAUAAAAGUGGUGGUUGAUAAACGUUUUGACAGGAAGGCAAGUACAGGAAUGUUUGAACUAAUCUACAGGCAGCAUAUUUCCCAGGCACCACCAUACCUGGGAAUGAGUUUAUCUGUGCGUGGAAUUAAAGUCCACCAUACAGUACCAAUUCCAAGAUCACGAACCAGGAGUGGUAAUAUGGUAAAUAAACCCAGGGAUGGGUCCGAAGAACAGGAAUUACACAGCAGUGGUCCUGACAGCAGUAAGAAGAGAAAAAGUGUAAUGGUUCAAAGUUCAUUCAGUAUUGGGCCUAUGAUGAAAAAUUUAAGCGGCACUCCAGGGGAGAAUAGGUGUGAUGAUUGUACACACAACACUUUUGCACAGAAUAAAUCAAGAACAAGUUUUAAGAGUGAAGAAUUAUUCAACCAGGUGUCUAAACAACUUGUAACAAAGGGAAAUAUUAUGGCAAUUCAUUCAGAGGAUAGUUUUCAUAAACAAGACAUAAAUAGCAAUGAUCCUAAGUAUACUGCAAAUGUUAAUUCUAAUGUAAAUAACUCACAGAUAAAUGAUUCAGAAUUUGUGAACAGUGUACAUGAAGAUAAACUAGAAAUGAAUCAUAACUCUGAAGAAUUAGAAUUUUUGGACGACUCUGAAACCAAGGUAAAAAACAAUCAAAACAUUUGCAAUAAAAGUAGUACAAACUAUAUGUAUGUCAGCUGUGAAGAUGAAGAAAUGCAGAAAAAUGAAAAUGGAUCCAACUAUAAAGAACAAGGAUUGCCCAAUAGUACAUCAAAAUGCAUGAUGAAAAAGGCUGUCAGGUCAAAGAUUUGUGACAGGCAUCGGUUAAUCAACAGUAGUCAAGAAAAUAUUCAGCAAAUUAAAAAGUCAGAGGAUGGUUCUGAUGAAGGAGAAUCAAGUAAUGGACCUAAAUCUAACAUAAAGAAAAACAGAAGAAGCAGCAGAGUAAAGAAUUUUAAGUCUGAAUGUGUGGAAUAUGGGACAGAUAGAAAUGGGCCUGACAUUACUGCACAAAAAAACACAACCGUUAUAAUAAGAAAGUCACGCUCCUCUUCAAAAGAGCAUGAACCAGUCAUAAGUGGCUUGGAGGAAACUGUGGUUCGGAGGCUGAAGAAUUCAGGUUGCAGCAGCACUGAACUGACACUGACAAAGAAGAAAAGUUGCAAAGUCAAGAAAAUAAGUGAGAGUUGGAAAAAGCAAAACUCACUCAACAGUGGAUGUGAAGCUACUUUUGAGAAAAAGAACAAUAUUCAGAUGCAAGAUUCAGGAAACAGUUCAGAAGAACAAAUAUCAACAAACAAUUGGCCUGAGAAUAUUAGGGAAACAAAAAGAAGUGCUGCUAAAAAGAUAAUAAGAAACAGUUCUGAGGAACAAGAAUUAUUUGUAAGUCACAUGGAAGACACUGCAUACAAAAUCAAGAAGACUUAUGACAUUUCUGAGGAACACUUCAAUAACGAAUCUGAAAACAAAGCUUACAAGAAUUAUUCCAGAAUUAAAUAUUUAAGACAGAAUUCUGAAGAUCAAGAAAUCAGCAGUGAGCCAGAAUAUCCCUUACAAAAGAAGAGAAAGAAUUCUUGGGGGAAAAGUUCAAGUGAUACAACUGGGACAGAGAAGAAGUGCAACAGAACAAAUCAAUCAACAAACAAAUCUACAGAGAAAGAUGAAGUUAGUAAUUCUUUCAACAUGAAGAGAAAAACUGAGAAUACAGCUGAGCAAAUCAGUUCCAAAACUGUAGAUUCUGUUGAAGAUUCAACGCAUCAGUUUAACAAAACCCAAAAAUCAAAAAGGAAAAGUCACAAAACUGCAGUUUGUGUAACAACAGAGCAAAAAGGAGAAUGGCCAAAUAACAAAUCUUCACCUGGAUCCAGCACAGUCAUCCAUAGCAAAGGAAGUCAAAUACAGGGAAUCGAUGUUAUAGAUAUGCAAGAAACUGAGCAAAUUCCUAUGAAUACAGUUUCAGUCAUAGAAGAAGUAGAUGAUAAAGCAGCAAGCAAGUUAUGGUCAUAUCAAAAAGAGUGUCUCAGUAUUUCUCAUCUUACUGAGACAACUUAUCAAAAUGUUGAAGAAGUCACAAUGAAACCAAAAAAACUAAUGUCUUCUGGGUGGAAGAACAGCAGUGAUGCAGAGAAGUCAAUGGAAUUUUUUAAAGAAUGGAGACAAAAAUUAGAUCAUACCAAAGCAACCUGUGAGGAUAUGUUAGCUAAACUUAAAAUUGGUAGAGACAAUGAGAAUAUUAUCAAUAAACCUAAGUAUUAUUCCAUUGAUAAAGGAAUUAACUGGGAAGAUGGGAGUGCAAACAAACCUACUAUAAGUGACAUCAUCAAAAAGUUAUCACAGACUCAACCUGAAAGGGAGUUCUUCAUGUGCAAUAUUGGACGGAGAUUCAUUGAUACAAUACCACAAUACAUACCUAAUAGGAAAGAAGAUAUAAAAAUAAAGCAAUGUGACCUAAGCAUGAUUAUUGGCGAUAACAUAAACUUUGUAGCAAAGCAUAACCAAACAUUAAGUUCAGAGCCUUCUGAUCAGAAACUGUCUAUAACUCCACAUGUUUAUAGCCCUUCUGUUAAUGGGAACCCUGUGUCAUUGGCAAUGAGAGGAAUUCUUCCACAUAUAAAGCAGAGAAAUAAAGAACCAUCUCCCAACAAACAGUUCUGUAGUGAUCAUAAAAUGGACAACUUCUAUGCUGUUGGUAUACGUUUAAAAACAUCACAAGCUAGUCAUAAUCUGAAGAAACAUUUCUUGUUACCACUUGGAUUUGAUCAAUGUCUUGGUGUAAAUUCAACUGCAACACCCAUGGAAGGAAGUUUAUAACUAAACAGAAAUUAAAUCUGAAAUAUACGAACAUAUACUCCUUAAUCACUUGAUUUUAUAUUUCAUAUCAUUAUUUCAUAUUCUCUUCAUGGUAAUCAUUAACAUCACCAAUACAAAUACUUGGUGUUUCUUUGGAUAUCCAUAAAUUUAUAUAAUUUAUCCUUUCCAUCUAUUUAGAUUUUAGUAAAAUUUCUGUAAGAUUUUACCUCCAGUGCUUCAGUAGAGGGUUAACUUUUUUAAAAAAGCUAUACAAUACCCUAAAGUAUCUGCUCUAUUUAUUAAACUAUUCCAUAAACCGUAAGAGAUACAGAAGUACGUAAAAAUAAACUCACAGAGCAAAAUUUUGGUUCAACUGGAAAAGGAUAUGAACAAGGAAUAAAGUUCUAUAGUGAAGCGGUUAAUCAAUUACAUUUUCAAGGUCCAUAAAUGGGGCAGUCUAAUUCAAAAUGUGUAGGAUGUAAGCUUAUGCACUUCCCAUAACAUGACUGCACAUAAUCAGAUUUUUAUUACAUACUGCCAUGUAAAAAUCCAGGUUGCUGCUUAGUGUUUCUGUAUCAGUAACUGCAAAGCUGACUCAAUAUGUGCACUUAAAUUCUAUCUGUAUUCCACCAUUCACAGAACCCAAUACACUUACACAAGAAUAUAUGAAAAUUAAUAAAAUAUGUUUUGUGGGUUCAAUCUGCGGAAGUAUAGGUUAGAAUACUAUUGGAUUGGUGGACUGAAACAGGUGACAUGAACAAGAGAGAUUACAGAAGCAAGUCAGAUGAAACAUCGUUUUGUACUAGGGUCUCUGAGAUAAACAACAAUAACAUCCCAAUAGACCUUUUAAGGAGUGUGGGACAAGGUUAUGAACUAAAACAGAAUCUUUUAUGAAAGAAAUGUGUGACAGUUCUUGUAGUGAGUGACUAUGGCCUUAUAGAUCAUUACGUCAAAAUGCAAGUGCAAUAUUUAAGCAGUGGUGGUGGAGCCAAUCGCAAGGCCCUGGGCAAGAUUGAUUAUCAAAGCUCUUUAUGGAGAAGGGAGAAUACAUGUAAGGCAACAACGGCUCUUUAUAAAAAAUAUUAAAAGAUUGUCAUUUACUCUCCACAGGCUUUUAUAAAAAAAUUAUCAAUUCCUUCAACAUUGUUGUGAGCCUGAGGUAAAAGUAUAUGUAUAUGUCUAACUAUGGCAACAGUGAGAAAGGGAAAUUCUGAUACAAGCACAGAUGUGAGGCACACAGGACCCUGUGCCUUCACCCACCCCCUUCGCCAGCACUGUACUUAAGUGAAUUCAAUAUGCCACCCAAUUUAUAAGGCAUAUCAAAGUAUGGCACUUGAAGUAAUAAUAUUAUAAUAUGUUUAACGAAACAUUUAAAAGUAAUAAAUUCAUGUCACAAAAAUUGAAACCAUGUAGUAAGAAUUAUUAAUAAAUAUUAUCAAA
Molecule: messenger RNA, 6390 nt
Organism: Zootermopsis nevadensis
Lineage: Eukaryota; Metazoa; Arthropoda; Insecta; Blattodea; Termopsidae
Biological process (GO): cilium assembly; cilium movement; protein polyglycylation
Cellular component (GO): axoneme; microtubule cytoskeleton
Molecular function (GO): protein-glycine ligase activity, initiating
Source: RefSeq, a predicted model, not a curated record